AGUUUUUAAACCUCCUCAACCAUAUCGCCUUUUCAGUCCCGCUGCUGAUAUCUCUCAAUUCUCGUGUCUCUUUCAAGAGCUUCUACGAUCGACCGGACCUCGCGUUGUCUCUCCUUUCGGCGUUUGUGCAAGCUCGCCUCACCUUGCCCCGAGUGACGUCUCUCUGACCGUGAACCACUUUGAGCUGGACGAAGCUAUUCCUCCGCCCUCGUUUCGCUCAAUCCUCCAACACUCUUCUCAUAUAUCACAUACGCACAUAACAUGGAUCACUCCAGAGAUCCCUGCCCUUGGGUUGCCCUGAGCGACUUCGGUGGUGCGUUUUGUAUGGGUGCCAUCGGUGGUGCUGUAUGGCAUGGUGUCAAGGGAUUUCGAAACAGUCCGUACGGUGAGCGACGGAUAGGAGCCAUCACAGCCAUCAAGGCUCGCGCGCCUGUACUUGGUGGUAACUUUGGUGUCUGGGGUGGACUUUUCUCAACAUUUGACUGUGCUGUCAAGGGUAUUCGGAAGAAGGAGGAUCCUUAUAAUGCUAUCAUUGCCGGUUUCUUCACUGGUGGAUCGUUGGCUAUCCGUGGUGGUUACAAGGCUGCCCGAAACGGUGCCAUCAUGUGCGCUGUCUUCCUGGCUGUUAUCGAGGGUGUCGGCAUUGGUUUCCAGAGGAUGAUGGCCGACCAAACAAAACUAGAGCUCCCUCCUGCUCCACCCUCCGACAAGGCCGUUGCCUAAGCCACAUUGUAUUUCUAUCCCAACUUCCCCCGAGGCCUAUGAUUCUUGCGUCCAGCUGUAUGCCCAUAAACGUUGCUGCUAUAUUACAUUACAUCUCAUCUCAUCUCUUCUCUGGUGUUAGGAACUGGUCAUAUUAUCAGGAUGCGUGCAUGGUAUAGAGGUUUUCUCUUUUAUUUUCGAAGCAUGCUGGUUAUUCCGCUCUUAACUAUUGCCAACAAGAACUGGUUUUCACCGGCGAUCUUUUUUGGAUACACAGCCUUGCUCUUUACCUGAUACUUUUUUAGGGGGCGAAAAGAAAUCUGUUUUGUCUCUGACGCAGAUCCUCGAUUGGCGACCGGGGCAUGUUAUCAAUAUGUUUUCUAAUUUCUUGUACAUUACUACUGCCAAUACCA
Messenger RNA from Aspergillus nidulans FGSC A4, 1115 nucleotides. Its product is annotated as protein transporter TIM17. Gene Ontology annotation, molecular function: transmembrane protein transporter activity. Gene Ontology annotation, biological process: negative regulation of mitochondrial DNA metabolic process; protein import into mitochondrial matrix. NCBI's taxonomy places the organism in Eukaryota, Fungi, Ascomycota, Eurotiomycetes, Eurotiales, Aspergillaceae. The record is from RefSeq and is a predicted model, not a curated record. The transcript has 4 exons. Gene Ontology annotation, cellular component: mitochondrial inner membrane; TIM23 mitochondrial import inner membrane translocase complex. The coding region runs from base 262 to 723 and encodes 153 amino acids.